Messenger RNA from Lolium rigidum, 1036 nucleotides. RefSeq lists its product as uncharacterized. The record is from RefSeq and is a predicted model, not a curated record. Gene Ontology annotation, molecular function: DNA binding. Bases 12 to 986 code for a protein of 324 amino acids. NCBI's taxonomy places the organism in Eukaryota, Viridiplantae, Streptophyta, Magnoliopsida, Poales, Poaceae. The transcript is spliced from 8 exons.
UCGAGGAGAACAUGUUGCAGCCACCAGAUUGGCUCCCCGAUGGCUGGGUCAUGGAAGUCAAACGUGGUGAGGAUGGCACCCCCUACCAGUAUUUUGUUUCUCCCACAUCAGGAUUGAAAUUCAGGAUGAAGGCAGAGGUCUUGAACUACCUUUUCGCUGAGAUGGAUGAACACUGGAUACAAUCUAAGGAGAAAGCUGCAUGUAGCAGUAUGCUUCCUAAGGCGCACGAAUGGCUUCCAAAGGGGUGGUUGGUUGAGAUCAGAGCAGGAGGUGAGAAUAUGGACAAGAUGUUCAAGUUUUAUGUUCAGCCUGCAAUGAGAGUACGUUUAUUCUCUAAAGAAGAUGUACUACUCUAUGUUAAGGAAAUGAAGAUCACUGAGUGUGACACAGAUGGACAAUGCGACACAAACUCUCGAGAUAAUAUUCUAGCCUUGGUGGAAUUCAACCCAUCUGCGUUGCCGCAAGGAUGGGUCAAAGAAAUAGUAUAUAGAAAAACAAAGCAGGGAAUGAGGAAAGAUCCGUAUUUUACUGAUCCUGUUAGCCAAUAUGUCUUUCGUACUCGGAGGGAUGCACUUCGCUUUCUUGAGACCAAAAAAGUCACAAAACAUCAAUUUAUUCAAAAGACAAGUGUCCAUGACUUGUACUCUUUUGAAAAAUCCGCUGAUCUGCAUGAGUGUUUGCACAAGAGACUAACAAACAAUUGGAAGGAUGCUAAAACACCUACAAGUUUACCAAGACCCAGAGGAUCAACACAAAGGGAGAAAGAAAACUUCAAUGGCCGAACAUUCUAUUGCAAUGACACUGACGGCGAUACCUCUACGGGCUCGAUUGCACCAAAUGAGCUCCAAAACAUUAAGAACAAAAGCAUGGAGGCUGAAAGGGAGCAAUCAAGCUCCCCCAAGACUAUCAAGCGUCCAAGAGGAAGACCACCCAAAGUGGCGAAAGUAAACUCAUGGAACACAAAGAAGGCUAGGACCAAAAGAUAAAUUAAAGAACAUGAAAGGGGUGGAAAGACAUGAACCUGGGGAACCUGCUC